AUGGCCCAAGUUCUGGACUUGGUCCCCUGGCCCCAGGAUGCCAGCCCUAUCUGUGCAGCGCCUGGCGUUCUAAUUCCCCUGGAGCCCAAGAAGAUUAUGUUAGCUGGAGUGAAGGACCACCUCUACCACCCCUGCUUGCCAACACUGAGGCGCAUGGACAUGGACACCGUUGCCAACAGGCUCUCAGACGAGCACUCCAGGACCACCACCACUUGCUCCAAAGAGGAUUUUCAGAGAGCGACCUUCACCUUGGCUGGAGUGCCCAGCAAGCGCCUCCCCUCCCUGGGCAUGACGGAGCUGGGCAAGUCGCUGACCGCCAGGUACCGAGCGGGGAAGAUGGCUCCGCUGCCGCCCAGCACCAACCAGGAGGAGUGGCCCAGCUACACGCGCGCCAUGGAGGACUGGUCCCGCUUCGUCUCCGCCGCGGGGGAGUUCAAGCUCCCGAGCCUGAAUAGGAAAGUUCUUGGAUUCAGCUGUUACGCUGUGAGAUACUUGAAACCAGAUGUCACGCAAACCUGGCGGUAUUGCCUCAAUCAGAAUCCCAGCCUGGAUCGAUAUGGACCGAAGCCCAUUCCAUACAACACCGUGAAUACCUACAGGAGCUUUGGAACUGCCCACAGGAAAUGUCGCUCCCAGCCACACCCAUACAGACCCCUGGUAAUGGGCAGGACAGAAUCUGUUCCCCCAAAGCUGCAGGAAUUUAGCCCUUUCUCCUCCAUGAAUACUGUUGGGACUCUGCACUGGAGGGCCGUUGCAGGGGAGAACCUGCUUCUACAUCCCAGAUGGAAAGAUCAGGAUUAUUUGGCUGACCACGAAAACCAAAACCACGUCUCCAUUUUCUAGACCCAUGAUGGAGGCUCAGCCUUAAACUCCUACCCUGGUUGAAUGGAAGCCCAUGGAUUGUUUUCCAUUAAAACUUCAUUCUGUAACAUAAAAAUGGGCAACGUUCAUUGGCUUUUCUGUGGUUCUGCAUAUUUUUAGCUCUUAAAAUAUUGUUCAUUGCACAAGCACCAAUUUAAGCAGAGGGCUUCCUAGUCCUGAAGAAUCACUUGAAGUGCCAGAGGAGAUCCUGCAGGAGGGAGCCCGAUGGACAAAGACUUGGUUGGGGCUCCCUGCUUGAUUUUGCCUGCCCGGAACAGCCUGUAGGUGAGCUCAAGCAGGAAGGUCUCCUUAGAGACUGUAGCUUCAAAGGCAGGCAGCUCCUUGGCCUCUGUGCCUCGGAUUUCAAGCUGCCGCUGCCGCUGCUUCACCAAGACACGGACUGCCUGUUACUUUCUGAAGGUAAGAGCGUAUUAACAGCUUUCCCAAGGAAACAGAAUGCUUGUGCCAGGAAGGGGUGCUGACUGCUGGGACUGAGCUGACCCUCCAGUCUGCACCCCUGUGGCCCUUCAGUAGGGCCCAUGAGCAAAGAACGGCCAUUUCCUUGAAGGACCAGCCCUGCUUUAUACCAGCCUGCCAAUCUACUGGGCAAGGGCAGCAGGAAACAAGUCACCAGUAAUAGUCCUCGCCCAAUUCGGCCUUGCUUCCCAUGAACAUGGGAUGAGCCAUGCCUGACUCUCACACUGGGAUCUGGGUGUCCCAAAGAAUAUUCAGAAUUAAGCUCGAAGAAAAGGCUCGAGCAAGAAGGGAGGUGUGGCAGAGACAAAAAGUAAAGCAAAACAGGCUCCAGCAGAGGACAGGCAACUAAGCAAAAGGGGAAGCAUUCAGUGGAGAAGGUUACAGAAACCCCCAGAGAAAGGAAGCACACAAAGAUGACGGAAAGAAAGGCUGUCCAACCCUUGGCUCUCAGGAAAGGCAGGGGUCUGGGGACCUGUUUCUAUUUCACAAUAUCCUGCUUGGCAGGCUCUGGGCAAAGCCUUUC
Molecule: messenger RNA, 1861 nt
Organism: Python bivittatus (Burmese python)
Lineage: Eukaryota; Metazoa; Chordata; Lepidosauria; Squamata; Pythonidae
Gene: SPMIP8
Product: sperm microtubule inner protein 8
Source: RefSeq, a predicted model, not a curated record